This is a messenger RNA of Closterium sp. NIES-67, 4162 nucleotides long. The record is from the annotation of a GenBank genome assembly. Lineage: Eukaryota; Viridiplantae; Streptophyta; Zygnematophyceae; Desmidiales; Closteriaceae.
GCUUUUGUGGCACACUCGUCUCCGGGAAUGCGCUUGUUUUUCCAGCACAACUGAUAGCAUUGCUACCCGCUCUGCCUUCUGCCGUAUCUCAUGCCUUCCGCCGUAUCUCACUCCCCCGUCGCCCUUUUCUUCCGACGCUCCAGUCUCGCAUUUCCGCCUUUCGUUACACCCGUUCGACUCACACCCGCGCGCCAGUGUUUACCGAGGCUAGGUGAGACGGGCGACCUAGCUUCUGUCAGGAGCGAUCCAGCUUCGGGCACAUGGCCUUGCCGAGCCGAGGCUGCGUCGAGAGGUUCGGGAAGAAAACAGGUUCGGGAGGACCGUCCUUCAGGAAAGAAGAGCGGUUCAAAAAGAAGGGACGCCGAUUCGGCGGCUAUGGACGUCCGGAGGUCAGGUUCGGCAGCGAGGGACGUUCGGAGGCCCGGUUCGGGAAAAAGGGACGUGCGAGAAGAGGUGUUGAAGGGCCUGAUCAGCAUCGAGGGAUGGCGCGUGGUGGUUGCUGCGCCCAGUGCCAGAAACUUGGAUGAUGCCGUGAGGGGCGGGGGAGGGUGGGAGGUAGUGGGCACGGUGGAGGAGGUGCUCGAGGUGGCCGCCGUGGGGGGUGCUGCUGUUGGGGAUGGUGGUCUGGGUGGUGUUGGCGGGGAUGAUCCCUGGGUGGGUUGGGUUGUGGAAGAGGCGGAGGAGGAUGAGGAGGAGGAAGAGGAGGGGGAGGAGGAGGAGGAAGAGGAAGUUGGGGGGUAUGAGAAGGACGGCAAGGAGCAUGGGUGGAAAGGGGUGGUUGGGCAGCAUUGGAAAGGGGGGAUGCAGGAGUAUGCGCGGGAAGGAAUGAAGGCGGUGCAGGGGGAGGGGCUAAGAGGGUAUGUGAUGCGCGUGCUUGCUGCUGCUCCGUCGGUGACCCACAUGCAGCGGCAGGGAGGCAGCUGCGAGAGCAGCAGCCGAGGGGAGGGGGGGGGGAGCAGAGGAGGGGGUGAGAGAGGGAGCACCUAUGGGAGGGGCUCGAGUCUUCUACCCGACCGGCACACUGCCAUGGGGCACGUGCUGAAUGAAGCCAUGCUGACGUGGCAGGACAGCAUGGAAGCAUCCGACUGGGUCCCUUCCCACUCGUCCUCCUCUCCCUCCUCCUCUCCCUCCUCCUCUCCCUCACCCGCCUCCCCCUCUAUCUCCCCCGCUCAUUCCUCCCCCGUGCCCCCAGUGGAGCACCUCAUCCCGCUCGUUGACUCCAUUCUCGUCGCAGCCGACCCCCACCAGUCCUCGCUCACCAUAUCGCCCCCGCCUGGCCUCCUUGACCUGGGCUGGCAGGCCGUCCGCCUGCAGGCGCUCAGGCCGAAGCUGCUGGCAUUCAGUGAAGAGAUGGCGAGGGUGAAGUGGGGGAAGAAGGGGGAGAGGGGGGAGAGGGGGGAUGGGAGCAGGCGAGGAAACCCUUUCCCUAUUCCCCCCAUGCUGCCAACACAAACCAAACCCACCAAAACCACCACCACCACCCCCAUCCUCAAAUCUACACCCGCCCCGCCCACCAUGCCCACUCUCCAACAGCUCAGAACCGCCGGGCGGCACGACCUCAUCGCUGACAUCAGCGCGGCUGGCGGACAGCUGGCGGUAGCGCAGGCGUUAGGGUUUGCCGCCCGGCGCCGGCCGACAGGGUUCUGGGAGGAUGUGGGGAACGUGGACGAGGAGAUAGAGGCGUUUGUGGGGCGGUGCUGGGUGGUGGAGUGCGGUGAGACCAUGAGUAUUCAAAAGGAGGUGGGGGGACAAGUGGACGGGGGGGGUGGAUUUUCUCUGGGGUGGGUACGCCUGCGCAAUUUCUUGUCUGGGGAGGCAGUGCAUUUGGCGCUGAGAGACAAGGAGAUGGUGGGUGAAGCCAUGGCUGCUGCUGCUGCUGCUCGUGCUGGCAUACUCGCACUUGCUGCUGCUCCUGCUGGUUGUGAUGGUGGUGCUGGUGCUGGUGCUGCUGGUGCCGCUGGUGCUGCUGGUGCCGCUGGUACUGGUGCAAAGCCAUUGCCAUCCUUCUCUGACCUCCUGCAGCGAGCCACUCGUUGGCCCUCCGAUGCUGCUGCUGAGGCUAUCACUAGCAGCAGUGGCAGCAAUGAGUUUGAACCAGAUAAUCUCCAUAGCGGCACAGGCACUAGUGUGUAUGAAACAGACACUAGCGGCAGUGGCACAAGUGUGUACAAUGACGGGCAAGGGCUCGUGGUGGCGAGCGCAGCAGCCACUGCAGUGAUGCCACGUGUCAGGGAUGUGCUGGCAGCGAAGCGGUACGAUCUGCAUCAUGCCAUUGUGUUACACGGCGGUUACCGCAUGGUGGCGCGGGAGCUGGGAAGGGAGAGUGGGUGCUGGGGCGGGCUGGAGAGUGUGGAGGUGCGAUGGCAGGGGAUGGGCACUCACACUCACACUCACACUCACUCAGGGGGGAGAAGUGAAAUCAGCAGCAGAGGAAGUAGUAGCAGUAGCAGCAUCACCAUCAGCAGCGGAUCUGGCAACAGCAGCAGUGGCAGCAGCAGAAGCAUGAGGCGAAUGGGGCGAGGGGCACGGCAGCAGCAGCUGGAGGAGGCAGCUGGGAAGGUGCGUGCGUUCAUGCAGCAGCACGGGCUCUCCACCUUCCCCACCUCCACGCUCAUGCUCACUCUAGGCGCGCCCCAAGCGACCACGGCUUUUGAGGAGUCUGCUUCUGAGGCGCCUCUGCAGCACCACGGGCUCUCCACCUCCCCCACCUCCACGCUCAUGCUGGCAGCAGGUGCGCCGCAGCACGACGAUGGGCACAGCUUGGGAAAGGGGAAGAGCGUGCGGGAUGGCGGUGUGGGGACAGAGGGAGGGAAUGAGAGUGUGAAAGGGUCGCUUGAGAGAGGAGUGGAGGGUGGGAGAGGACAGGAGUGGCGUUGGGAGGGGCGGUGGGAGGGGCGGGAGCUGGUUGAGGCGGUGAGGAGGAGUGGGGGCCCGGGGGUGGUUGCGGAUUACCUGGGAGUGCGGCUGAGCAAGAGAGGCCGCGGGCACUGGGCGGACGUGCAUGUGGCUGCUGCUGCCGUGCGCUCCUUCCUCGUGCACCACUGGGGGCUCAUGGAGGCGCUGCAGCAGCAGCGGCGGCAGCAGCAGCAGCAGCAUGGGUGGGACGAGGAGGAGGAGAGGGAGGUGUGGGAGGAGGCGGUGAGGGGAGGGGAGGUGGAGAGGCAAGGGCGCGUGCUCCCCACUGACGUGCAGCUGGUGGAUGCCGGGCGGCUUGACAUCCGGUACAUUCUGAGGAAGUUUGGACGCGAGGAGAUCGCGAGGGCUCUGGGUGCUCCGUGCCUCGUGAGGCAUGAGGAGAGGGAGGGUGGGAGGGAGAAGGAGAGGGAGAAGGAGAGGGAGAAGGAGAGGGAGAAGGAGAGGGAGAAGAAGAGGGAGAAGGAGAAGGAGAAGGAGAGGGAGAAGGAGAGGGAGAAGGAGAGGGAGAAGGAGAGGGAGAAGGAGAGGGAGAAGGAGAGGGAGAAGGAGAGGGAGAAGGAGAGGGAAAAGGUGAGAGAGAGGGCGACGGAGAGAGGAGGGCGAAGGAGGGGGAAGGGGCGAGGUUCAUGUGUGGUCUCAUGUCAUGUAGCAGCUGACCCCGGCCACAGAACUGCUGGCAGGGAUGCUUGCUCCGUUGAUGUUACAACAGUAUGCCAUUGCCAGCAGCAGCAGCACACCAGCAGCAUUUUUGCCCCAUAAGCUGCCGCCCCACACCACUCCAGAGAUGCAAUGAUUCACUUUAGCGUAAACACUCCAGAAUCAUAGCAAUCCAUCGCUUGAUACAACUAGCGGCUGUCCUAUGCAAGGCAAGGGCAGGAAGGCUGGCAACUCCACUGGCAGAAACUCGCUCUUGGCGACUUGCCAGCAUUCCAGCCCCUCCUGCUCUCUCCUGAAACUUCCACUCUGCUGUCACCCAUCUCUCUUGGCACUCCUCUUCAACCACCCCUUUCCAUUCCCAACCACCACUCCUGCUUUCCAUACCCUCCCGACCUACGAUCUUCCCUCCCAAUUUGAUAGCACAGUUGCAUGGCAAGCCAACAGCAUCACCAAGAUCUCACUACAACCUAUUGUCAACAUAUAUUUGUAUAUGUUAUAGGCUAGAUAGGUGCAUGCUCAUAGAAAGUACGACACUUAGGACAAAACCACCUUGUAUCACUCAUUCUAGUCAUUCGUUAACUCUUAGAUU